AUGGCUGAUAUAUGUGACCAGGCGACCGCUGGCAGCGCCUUCUUCACGCGUCUACCACCAGAGGUGCGCGUCUCCAUCCUCACCGCCGCCUUCGGGGGGAGGACGGUGCACAUCCAGCGGUGCCCGCCCGCAGUUGUGCCGUCACAGAACAGAUCGGGCAGAGCCGUGGGCAAAGCGAGGCAGUGGCUUGGAGGGGUCUUUUCGAAGAAGACCAAGGAGAAGACCAAGGAGAAGAGGGAAGAGGCACAACCAGCUGCACGUGAGAAGCAGUGGUGGGGUUGCGUCUGCUACCGCCCUCCCGAAGAUUCAGCCGAAGACUCGCCAGCCUCAGAGACUUGUCUGGCUGACCUUACACGGAGCCAGUAUGGGGGUCGGUGGUCGUGGGUAAGUCCGCUCGAGGUGCCACCCGAGCUCGCCGUCGGGGCCAUUGGCUGGCUUCUAACCUGCCAGAAGGCGUACAAUGAGGGCAUAAAGGUCCUCUACGCCAGCAACACUUUCCACCUCCGCACUGUCAAACUGUGCGCGUUUGGAGGGCUUUUACAACAAAUCCCUGCGGUUGGCCUGCCCUACAUCACCUCCGUGGAGUUCGUCCUGAAUCGGCGACUCCUAAGCCCGGGGGACUUCGCCGCCUUGCCAAAAGCGGAAGCCUCUGAGGCGGACAUUUUGGAGAGCACGCUGUCCAACAUCCCCCGCCUGAUGCCGAGCCUGCAGAAGCUGUACCCUGGCUUUUGUGCUGAUACGAUGUGUGUCGAGGACUGCGAAAGUGGUCAUCAUCUUGAUGCUGUAUGCUUGAAGUGCCUUGGGAGUCAGAUACAGGCUAUGGCCUACGAGUUGGGCCAGAUGGGAAGGUGCUGCGAUCUUGAGCUGGGCCUAACCUCAACGGUGUUCGAACGUUAUCGCCACGAGGCUCUAUUGCAGAAUUUUAGGAUGGGGCAUCCGAAUUGGAAGCCGGGCAUGUCAAGCCCAAAUUACCAACUGCGUCACAUUCGUUCCGGAGUCGUCGCCAACGCAGCCGUGCGUGCAAAGGUCACUCGCUCCGACAGCCAUCUUGUUGCCGAGGUAAUUCGCCCGCACCAGACCAUCUCUUCGAAGCUCGCCUUCCACUUGCAGCCCUCCUCGGUGGGCUUGUGCGGGUACGUGAACUUCCACAAGCUCGCGACGCCGACCGUACAUCUUCCCCGGCCACAGCGUCUCCAGGCCAUGGCGGCAAAAGCCGGCGCUGAAGGACUUGUUGCUUCUCCAGUAGCCCUGGCAUCGCCCCUUGCAGCCACAGCGGGCUUCUGGAUGACCGGGCACGGGCGGAUCAGCGUGGCCGCGAGCCUGCCGACUGGCUGCAUCGGCACCCGGGUCGUCGGCGUCGACUUGUUGCUUGCGGAUUUCAUGGCGCUUAACUCGAAGCUGGGCGCCUCGAUGAGCAAGUUUCUGUGGACAGCAGGGCUACACUGCCUGGCAGGCAGCAGCAACAGCGGUCGCUCGAGCGGUGGUGGGCUCUUCGCCUGCGCCGCGAAGGAUGCCACCGGUCAAACCAACCCAGUGGCAGCGACGGCAACAUUGGCUUCCCAAACGAGACUUACGUUGGAACGGAACAAGUUGGGAGCGUUGGGGCCAAGAUCACGGCACAGCGCCGAGUACUACUGUUUCGUGCGGCACAUGCUCCGGGAUUACGAGAACUACUAG
Messenger RNA from Diaporthe amygdali, 1677 nucleotides. RefSeq lists its product as uncharacterized. The record is from RefSeq and is a predicted model, not a curated record. Lineage: Eukaryota; Fungi; Ascomycota; Sordariomycetes; Diaporthales; Diaporthaceae. The transcript is spliced from 5 exons. Bases 1 to 1677 code for a protein of 558 amino acids.